Punica granatum (pomegranate) is the source of this 957-nucleotide messenger RNA. Lineage: Eukaryota; Viridiplantae; Streptophyta; Magnoliopsida; Myrtales; Lythraceae. The record is from RefSeq and is a predicted model, not a curated record.
UCUGCAUCCAUAGAAGAGCCACCUCGCCCUGCUCUCCUCUUCUCUUCCAUCAGUCCCUCCCAAUCCUUCUGCAGUUCCAAAAAAAUGGCAGCUCUCUUCAAGCUGAUGGCUCUCUCGGCUCUUCUCCUGGUUUUCGUCCCUUCUGCUUCCAUGGCACUUGACUGGAACCCUCUUAACAAGACCAUCUGUGAUGCGGUGGAGUGUGGCAAGGGAAAAUGCGUGUCGAACUCAAGUGCCCCCUUCGAGUUCGAGUGCCAGUGCGACUCGGGGUGGAAGAGGACCCGACUCGAAAACGAGGACGAUUUCUUGUUCCUCCCCUGUGUGAUCCCGGAGUGUUCGGUACAGUACUCGUGCAUGCCGGCUCCCCCGCCGACUCCGCCUGUUCCUCACAAUAUAUCCUUCUUCGAUCCUUGUUAUUGGACCUACUGCGGUGGAGGAACCUGCACGAAGUCGUCAAAUUAUGAGCGCGUCUGCCAGUGCAGCCCUGGAUAUUCCAACCUCAACAAUGUCAGCGUAUUCCCCUGCUUCAACGAUUGUGCGAUUGGAAACGACUGCUCUAAGCUCGGAAUCAAAGUUGCCGAUUCCACUUCCACCACAGGCUCCGAUGAAAGUCACGCGCAUACUUCACUGCCCGGGAAGUUGCUGUGGAUGACCGUGUUGGCAUCCUCCAUGGCUCUGGCUCUCUGGAAGUAGAACGAAUAAAUCGGGAUUCAUAUAUAUACGCGCUGUCCUUGUAUCAGCAGCACUCACGAUUCCGAUCUCACAGUCAUUCUUUCUUUUGUAAUUCGUCUUUGGUUUGUUACUGUUCCUUUGAUUUUGCUAUACUGCAUUAUUCUGUAUAAAUAUGGUUUCUGUAGACGAGUUAUGCAUAUAGUGUAGUUGGUGAAUGAUUUCUUCUGUAUAAAGUCCGACACGUAUACAUCGAUAUCAGAAUAAACAUCGUCUUAUUUUAUUUUA